AUGGAACGAACUGGGGGGAAGCUCUCCAAGUUCAUCAUGACGACUAAGACCAUCCAUGGGAACUCGCAAUUUCAGAAGCCCUCUUCUCUACGCUGGACGUGGGAGUCACCCGGUGGAGGGUACCGUAAUGAAAUAGACUACAUCAUCGUCAAUAAAAGGUUCUGCCUGACGGACGUCGCUGUUGUACCAAAGUUCUAUACGGGAUCGGACCAUCGCCUCCUCCGAGGAAGAUUUUCCUUCACAAGGAGAGCAGAGAAAGCCGCCAAAUUCAGAGAGAGAAAUCCCAGAACUGUCAUCAACUGGGAUAUCUUCGCUACGCUAGCCGGCUUUUGGGAAGAUUCCACAAUGGACAGCAUCGACGAGGACCGGCUCGUUGAACUGCGCGAAGAAGGCUGA
This is a messenger RNA of Necator americanus (New World hookworm), 396 nucleotides long. RefSeq lists its product as uncharacterized. The transcript has a single exon. Lineage: Eukaryota; Metazoa; Nematoda; Chromadorea; Rhabditida; Ancylostomatidae. Bases 1 to 396 code for a protein of 131 amino acids. The record is from RefSeq and is a predicted model, not a curated record.